Messenger RNA from Striga hermonthica, 795 nucleotides. NCBI's taxonomy places the organism in Eukaryota, Viridiplantae, Streptophyta, Magnoliopsida, Lamiales, Orobanchaceae. The record is from the annotation of a GenBank genome assembly.
AUGGAAGAAUCUUUCACCAAUCUUCCGAGCAGCCAGCUUCCUGGCUCUGUCCCGGCUGUGAUUAGUGAAUGCAACAAAACUACUAACCAAGAAGUUACAGGUGCAAACCUGCAAAUAUUUCCUCCCAAUAGUCAGGGAUAUCAAACUCUCGGUGCUCCCAGUGAUGGUGGUGGACAACAGCCGGCAAACAACUGGAAAGGACUGCUUAGCAUCUCUUCAUACACUCAAUAUUUUAAUGUAGACACGGACAUCGUACUCAACAGAUUGAUCAGUUCUUUGUAUCCUUCAACAGGAGAUUUUGUGAGCAAAAUCGAUGCAAACCCUGACCUCUAUGGUCUUGUGUGGAUCUCAACAACAUUGGUUUUCGUGAUUGCCUCCCUCGGGAACUGUGCUACCUACUUAAUGCAAAGAAAAAGCAAUGGCGGUUCUUCAUGGACAUUCGAUGUCAACUACGUAAAUGUGGCAGCUGGCUCCAUUUACGGUUAUGCCCUCUUAGUUCCAUUGGGAUAUUACUUUUUGAUUCAGUACAUGGGUUCGAGCGUCAGCCUCAUACGCCUUUGGUGCCUGUGGGGAUAUUCCCUUUUCAUUUUUAUCCUGGCUUCUUUUCUGUUGAUUGUGCCGGUUGAGUUUGUUCGGUGGCUUAUCAUAUUAGUCGCCGGUGGUGCUUCUGCCAGCUUUGUUGGUUUGAACCUCGGGUCUUACAUUCAGACCAACGACCUCACAAUUGUGCCCAUCUCCGCAUUUGUGCUGCAAAUGGGUUUAUCUGUCUUCAUCAAGAUGUGGUUCUUUGCUUAG